GGCGCAUGUGCCACAGCCCCCGCUGCGUCCUGCCCCGAGGGGACUUGGGGCGAGGGGUGGGCACGGGGAGCAUGGAAAGGGGCUUUGUCAAACAGCUUUGGCUGGGGUUUGGGGCAGCCGGAGGGGCUGCACCUCCACUGCCGGCUGCUGGAAAUCCCUGCGCUGCUCAGGCCGCCCGCGCUGCCCGUGAUCCUCGACUGAAACCGUGGAGCUUCACCAUCCCCAAAGCUGGUUGGGAAAUGGCUGAUAAAGCUGCAGCCGCCAUGGAGUGGGUGCGAGGAGCAUCCUCCCCACUGCAGCCCCAGCACCUCCUGUCCCCGUGUCCCCGCCAAGGGGGUCGGGGGGCAGGGGGUCCCCACAAGGAGCAGCCCCAGAGUGCAAAGCCAGGGGUGGUGCAGCCGCUGCCUCCCGCACCGACAGAGCCAGGCAGCCAAGGCUGAACAGUGGGACGAGGACCAGCAGUAUGGGGAAAGGAAACUGAGCUGAGCUGCUUGGAAAUUUGCUGUCACAAUAUCAUCUGAGACUUCAUCUACCAGCGGCAGUCAGGAAAUCUCUGAUUUGACGGUGGACAGCGGACAGACAGAUCUGCACUUUUGGGGCUUCUUCAAAUUCGGAAUUGUAGAUGGAUGCUUGGCCGCCAGACCGUCUCUGUCCGCCAUUGUCAAGGAUGGGGGCGUGGCUUUCAGGAAGCUGAUGGCCCUAGCCAAGUCACUCAAGAUGGCAGAACUCUGCACAUCUGUGUGGGCUGCCCUGAUGGCCAUCGGGACUCUCAUCGGGGCUGCCAUUGGGGUUGCCGUGAUGUGAGCCCCCACAUUCCUCCCAGGACCCUCACUGCUGUUUGCUGGGACCCCCUGCAUCUCUCCCGUGCACCCCUUCCCCCCCACGCUGUAUCUGACCCCCGCAAACAAACACGUCCCAAAGCCGAGCUCCGACUCUUCCUCCGGUCCUGAUACGCCCAGCAGGGGGGGCCGGGGCGGGACUGUUUCGGUUCCGCCGUCAUUUCAGGGCGACGGGCAGCGCAGCCGCAAUGAAAAACAUCGCAAGAAUGACCAUUGGAGCGGCUCUCGGAGCAGGAUUGUUACUUGUUGGCAUCCCGAUGGCCAUCGGUGCGCUGGGCUUUACUUCAGCUGGCAUCGCUGCGGGGUCCGUGGCUGCCAAGAUGAUGCCGGCAGCUGCCAUCGCCAACGGCGGAGGAGUGGCUGCCGGUAGCAGCGUGGCCGUGCUGCAGUCCAUCGGAGCUGCAGGCUGCUCUCUUGGUACCAAAAUUGGGCUAGGGACGCUCGGUUCAGCAGCUGGCGCCACACUGUUCAAGAGGAACACUCCCAAGUGAUGCCAAGGAGGUGCCAGCGCCCACGGUUCUUGCCAGGCCAGGCCAGAGCCGGGAAGCCCCUGCAGACCCCCUGCGACUCAUCUACCCUCCUAAGAGCUGCGGAUCUGCUUGAGCAAUGAGUGGAUUGAACCCAACAAAGAUGCUUUGCAGGUG
Columba livia (rock pigeon) is the source of this 1483-nucleotide messenger RNA. Its product is annotated as interferon alpha-inducible protein 27-like protein 2A. Gene Ontology annotation, cellular component: membrane; mitochondrion. NCBI's taxonomy places the organism in Eukaryota, Metazoa, Chordata, Aves, Columbiformes, Columbidae. The transcript has 6 exons. The record is from RefSeq and is a predicted model, not a curated record. The coding region runs from base 1028 to 1330 and encodes 100 amino acids. Gene Ontology annotation, biological process: apoptotic signaling pathway.